Molecule: messenger RNA, 1788 nt
Organism: Drosophila hydei
Lineage: Eukaryota; Metazoa; Arthropoda; Insecta; Diptera; Drosophilidae
Product: progestin and adipoQ receptor family member 4
Exons: 8
Coding region: 80-1582 (500 amino acids)
Cellular component (GO): membrane
Molecular function (GO): signaling receptor activity
Source: RefSeq, a predicted model, not a curated record
UUUUGAACGAGGCGCAUGCCAGUUUUGCUGUUGCCGCCAAUUUAUAGAACCGGCAAUUGAACGCGCUUAUACUUGGAGCAUGGACACUGCUGCCGCUGCCGCUGCUGCCGUUGUUGUUGACCUGAGCACCGAGCCGGUCAGCAAGUCCACUGCUAGCAAGCUGAUCAGCAAGCCCAAAGUAAAGCCGGCGUCUAGCUACGUGCCGGCAGCUGUUGCGACCGCUGCGCCAGCUCCAUGCAACGUGAGCUCUGAGCACGAUAUUCCCAAUUGCCUGGGCAGCACCGUCGAGUCAAUGUCUGCCACGCCGCCGACAACGCCGGCGCGCAUUCGUGGCAUCAGUCAUGAUGUUGCCGAUGGCCUAGCCGGCAGCACCGGCAAUGGCGAGCCAUAUGCGGCGCAUGGCAUGGUCAUGAACGGUCUCAAGGACUUGCCCGGUGGCGAGGUCGGACAUGCGGAGUAUCUAACGUCAGCACUGGCGUCAUUAAACACCACAACAUUAACGUCUUCCACGAACGCUUCCACAACGCCAAUGUCUGCCUUGCUUACAGCACCACCAACAGCAACAACAACAGCACCAGCACCAGCAACAACAACUCCGACAGCAGCAGCAACAAUAACAGCGACGGCAACUACCACAACUGCAUCCGUCAUUUCAGCUGCAACCACAACAGCAGCUACAACAGCCACCCUAGCAACAGGCAGCAGCGCAACGAUGACAUCGGCCAACAUGGAUCAGCUGCUCCACUGGCAGGACAUGCCCAAAUACCUGCAGUUCAAUCCGUAUGUCCUCAAAGGAUACCGUCCGCUGCAGACCUUCAAGGGCUGCCUGCUCAGUCUCUUCUAUUGGCACAACGAGACCAUCAACAUACUGACGCACGCCAUACCCAUAUUUUAUAUACUGGCCAUUGUUCCGGGGCUGAUGCCCUGGGACAGUGGUUACAAGUUCCUUUCGUUUUGCCACGUAUUCGGAUCGGUGGCGCCUUGGUGCGGCAGCUUUGUCUAUCAUCUGUUCAUGAACAUUGAGAAGGGCGAGAAUGUCUACUACACGCUGCUCAAGCUGGACAUGGUUGGCAUCUGGGUGAGCCAGAGUUUCGGUGCCUUGCCGUUGGUUACGGCAACAACGCUGUGCUUUACUCCCAUUCUCAAGUGGUUCAUUAUAACCGCAUACUGUGUGCUCUCGCUAUGGGGCUUGUAUAAGGCACUCACCGCCAGCUCGCCGUGGCAGCGGCGUCUUUGCUUCGCUCUGCCGUUUGGCAUGCGCUCCGUGCUGACCUUUCUGCGGAUCCGAGGAAUGGUGGGCGGCAGUCACAUGGCCCUUUCCCAUGUCUACCUGCAGGUUGAAGUUGAUGGCGUCUCCAUAUUGGGCGGUGCUAUUGGUGCUAUGCGAAUACCCGAAAAGUGGUUCCCCGGCCUGGUCGACUUCUACCUGAACUCGCAUAACAUUAUGCAUGUGCUGGUCGUGGUGGCCGUCUACUCCAUGCACAAGGCAACAAUCAAAGACUUUGAAUGGAUGUCCACACAGACGUGCAAUUCGGUGGCCAAUGCCACAGUGGAACAGACAUUGACCCACAUGGACCUAUGACCCGCUUACUGGCUGCUCCUAAUCCUGCUGCUCUCACUGCUGCUCCUGCUAAAGCCCCAACCACGACGUGCCCGAAUCAAUUGGAAAAUGCAAAAAGCUCGCAGCUCGCAGCCCAAGCAGCUGGACAGAGCUGAUCAUUGAGACAAAUGAUAAAGUAAAUGCGAAAUGCUACUCAAAUAUACCGUGUAUAAAACGAGCGCGUGCUG